Molecule: messenger RNA, 1683 nt
Organism: Drosophila ananassae
Lineage: Eukaryota; Metazoa; Arthropoda; Insecta; Diptera; Drosophilidae
Product: protein tantalus
Exons: 2
Coding region: 340-1263 (307 amino acids)
Source: RefSeq, a predicted model, not a curated record
ACGUUUUAGGGGGAAGUUCAAACCGGCAUCUGGCAACACUGGCUAUUGGCCAUAGAGGAGCUAGAAAGACAUCACUGUUUUGUAUUGUUUCUCUCGGAAAAUAGAAUAAUAAAAAAUAAAGACGCUCAUACAGCUUUAGAAGUAAAAGUACGUAAGGGUACUUUGCUCAAAAAAUUUCCCUUAAAAUAAGAUAACUUACAGCCAAUUCGGAGGAUUGAGGAUCUGCUUCCUCCGGGAAAAGGUUACCCCCUGGAGUGCAAGAAGUGAGUUUUCCCAGACAGACGCUCUCAAAUAGGAAUUAAAAUAAAAGGAAAUGCUCGCGGUGCAGCGAUAAACACAAUGGAUAACAUCGUCUACGACUUUGCCAAGAUCACAUUUCAGCCCAAGGACGUAGGAUUAACUGAGAAUAGGCCGGCCACUAGUGGCAAUUUCUCCUGGAGUUUCAAGUCCAUGGCCAUGUCUGAUACGGAGGAGAUGCAGGACACCCCCGGGUGUACACGGCCUGAAGAAUCGGACGACAGCGUAAGCAGCGUGUCCAACGCAUCCGACGAAGCAGAUUCCCAAUUGAGUCGGGCUGAGGACAACGAUGACGAUAGCGACUGUCUCAGUGGAUCCAGCCGCUCGUACAUUUACAGUUCAAGGAGCGGUGGGGCGCGUCGCAGGAUGCCCGCCCGUUUAUCCAAGGACAACUUCAACCGGGUGUGCAGCGCCAUUAUGAAGCCGCAGAAGAAGAAACAGCGCAAGGAACUCAGUACCAAUGCCCAGACACUUAAAAGCAUCGAGAAGAUCUACACUAGUAAGCGAAUGAAGAAGUUCACGCCCACUAACUUGGAGACCAUAUUUGAGGAGCCGAGCGAUGAGAAUGCCGCUGAUGCGGAGGACGACAGCGAAGAGUGCUCCAUUAGCAACCAAGUAAGGAUUGUGAAGUUCGGCGGACGUAAGCUUCGAAGAGCCAUAUCCUUCAGCGAUGGACUGAACAAGAACAAGAUUCUAUUGAAAAAGCGGCGGCAGAAGGUCAAGAAGACGUUUGGCAAGCGUUUUGCCCUAAAAAAGAUCUCCAUGACAGAGUUCCAUGAUCGCCUGAACAAAAGUUUUGACAGCGCCAUGCUGGAAGGCGAUGACGGCGAGCUGGCCUCGGGAUCUGGAGACGCUUCAGAGAUGCUUCCCAAGACCUCCAUGACCAUGGAGGACAUCCAGUUGCCAGCUGCCACGAUGACGCUGAGCAGCCAGCAAUUCCAUAUGCAACCCGCUGGAUUCGAGUAGAGAGACUGAAAGUUCCAUUUGAUGUGCACACACCAUUAUUCAUUUCACUAUACAUCUAGUUGAUAGUGCCCAAAAAACUCGUACUGAUAUCAAUUAUGAAGAUAGGGCUUACGUUCGUUUUUUCAUCAGCUCAUUCGAGAAACAUAACCUUAAGUCAGCAAAGUUAUAUGUAUGUGUAAAUAGGAUGUAGAACUAAACUUAUCCAGCCAUAGAAUACGAUUCUGUGCUUAGACCUUAAGCGAAAAAUAAAAGUUACCAUAAUACAUAUCUAUAUACUGCCGACUGUCUUCGUAAUAUUUAUAUUGUUAGAAAAGUUAUAGAAGGAUUUAAUUAAAAAUACUUUUUUUUUUUAUCAUUGUUCAUUUUUUGUUAAUUAAAUUUCUCUCAAAGUAAAUGUAACAUAAUUUAUUAAACACAGUA